This is a messenger RNA of Drosophila kikkawai, 6177 nucleotides long. RefSeq names its product proteasome-associated protein ECM29 homolog. Gene Ontology annotation, cellular component: cytoplasm; nucleus. NCBI's taxonomy places the organism in Eukaryota, Metazoa, Arthropoda, Insecta, Diptera, Drosophilidae. The record is from RefSeq and is a predicted model, not a curated record. Gene Ontology annotation, molecular function: molecular adaptor activity. Gene Ontology annotation, biological process: proteasome assembly.
CUCGAAGUUAUAGUGUUUUCUUUCGAUAUUAAAGAUAUUUUGUAUAUAUUUUCACUAUAUUAAUGAAAAAUUGAAAGAUAUAUAUAUAACUUCUGACAAUCUGCUAAUGCUGAUCAAGAAUAUAUAUGAUUUAUAGGAAACGACAGCUUCACUGUGUUUCAAGCUUCUGACAAAAAUUUGAAUACCUUGUUAUAAUAUUUAUUUAUAUAUAUUUUAUAAUAUUUAAAUUCGGCGCCUUUUGGCUGAAAUAAAGCUAAAAACAGCUGAUUUUUCAGUUACAAAAAGCUAACACCCCUUGGUAACACUAAAAAGCGCAAACUGGUCACACAGACAAGACGAAACAACAAUAAAAAUGGAAACUGGACCAAAUGCAGAAAUUGAGCUCCUAGAGCGCGUCCUUUUGCGGCUCGGCAAUGCGGACGGAGACGAGAAGCUGGAGGCUACAGUGGGCAAAUUCCUGACUCCUGUGAUCCUGAAGAUGAACUCCCCCCACAAUGCGGUGCGCACCAAGGUUGUGGAGGUGCUGACCCACAUCAAGCGGCGGCUCUCGUCACGGGGACAGGUCCAGAUCCCAGUGGAGGCUCUGCUUGACCAGUAUGCCGCCGAGGACAGCAGCACGUUCCUGAAGAACUUUGCCAUCAUAUUCAUCGCCAUGGGCUAUCCGCGGCUGCCGCUGGAGCAACAGGCCGGUUUGGCCAGCAAGGUGGUGGGCAGCGAGGAUAAGCUGGAGAGCUACCAGGACAAGCUGUUCGCCCUGCUGCUGCCCAUACUGUCAGAAAUCAAGAUCCCGGAUGAUCCUGCGCAGCGUUCGAAGCUUCUCAAUCUGCAGGACAAGCCGGGCAUCAGUACGAACUUCCUCUCCCUCCUGCAGGAUGUGUUGCUCCUGCCCUACGGCAUCACCCAGGAUCAGGAGGUGCCGCCAGGACUGAGUCCUUAUAGUUUUAAGCGAAUCAUUGCUAAUAACUGGCGUGCCGAGGAGCUGGAGAAGGUCAAGAAGGGCAUCGUUCGCUUCCUCUGCGCCAGCGUCUUUAGCGAUGUGCAGAUCUUUGUGCCCCUGGUGGUGGCCUCGGCGGAUACACGCUUUAGCGUGGCCACUCCGGCCAUCGCCGAGCUGAGUAAGCUGUGCACCAUGCUGGACUUUAGUAGCCCGGCGGUUACAGCUCCUCUGUACACCUUGUUUGCCGGCAACCAGAGCAAGUUGACGGAUCGUCAGACGCGUCCCUGCUGUGCCCGCGUUCGCCAGAAGUUGCUGCAGUACCUCAUCAAGUGCCGCGGCAAGAGCAUCAAUGUGACCAAGGGUCUGCAGGUGAUCUUUGACGGUCUCUUUGGGACCAACACCAACCAGAAGUGCAAGGUUUUGGCGCUGAAUUUCGCGGAGUUGGUACUCAGAGAUGGCCCCCAAGAGUUGGUCUCAAAGGUGUCGAGGGUUAUACUCACCGGCAUUACCAAGGUCAUAGGGCGCGACUCCACCGAACCGAAUGAUGUCCAGAAUGCUGCAUAUUCUGCCUUGGCUCAGCAUGCUCGCAGUUUUCCCCAGGAUGUUAGUCAGGAUCUCAAGCUGGUCCUGGGUUACUUCAAUAACCUGGCCAGCUGUGCUCCUGAAUUACACUCUUCCAUACGCGAGGCUUUGGUCUCCAUGGCUCCAGCUUUCGCGUGGAAGACCAAGGAGAAGAGUGAUGCCAUGGAGGUGGAGGAGAGCACUGAUCCUUCCGCCGUCAAGUUAGAUGGCCAGCAGCAUCUUUUGUUGGCCAUGUUGCUGGACAAUGCCGAGUCCAAGAUCCAGAUAGUCCAGAAUGUGACCAGUGUCUUCCUGACCAGCUGCUAUCCGGAGUAUUAUGCCCCCGCCCGUUACCUGCUGCUGCUUAUUGCAGGCGAGCGCAAUUCCCUCCGCGAGAACGUCACCACCUACUUGUAUGGCACCUCGAAGAAGGAUCAUGUGAACUACAACCUGCUCUCCUCCAUCGAGCAGGUGGAAAACCGCACCAAUAGCGAGUCCAUUAGUGACUUCAAUCACCUGUCCCUGGAGCAGCGACGCGUGGUUCUACCCAGCUUUCCGGUGAUGAUGGCCCACGUCCAUGAAAUGGCCAACAAGCGGCUAAAAAAGAGCAAUACCUGCGUGGUGGUGGGACGCACUAAGCUCCCAUACAGCCUGGAAGUGUACGAAGAGCUGCUAGACUAUCUGCGCCUGUGCCUGUGGUAUUCCGCUGGCGUGGUCUCUGCUCCUGGGGACGAGAAGUACACCCAGGAUCUUCGCAAGUACAUCACCUUGCACUACGAGGAGGAGGAGAACAAUGCCCUGCAUCAGUAUGUGCAGUUUGUUCAGCGCAGUGUGGAGGCCAAGAGAAGCGAAUCUAAUCUCAUCUGUCUGUACGAUCUGCUGAACGCCGCUCCGGAGUUGUUUGCUGCCAAGCAGCUGCAUCUCCUAGAGCCGCUCGGCAACACCUUGAAGGAUGUUUCCGAGACUAUGCGCAUCCAUGUGGCUCAGGUCUAUGGUAUACUCUGGGCCUUUGGGUUGUCCGAUGACAAAUUUGAUGAGGAGGUGGGCGAGUGCCUCAACAACCUCACGCAAAAGACACUGGAGCACAAGCAUGGCUGGCUCCUGGUGCUGGGACACACCUUCAAUCGCAAGAUUGCCAUGCUCAAGCAGGAGAAGAAGGCCAAGGACUUUGCCACUUGGCAACAGUUUGUGAAUGCUGUCAAGAUAAUCUCUAAAACCCUCUGUGAAUCCCAGUGGCUGCUCGUUUCGGCCGCCGUCAAAUGCAUCUCCAUGAUCGGCAAGGCUGUGCAGAUACCCAACGUCAAGGUGGAGAUCCAGGUGCCCACCAACGAUGCCGAUGACGAUGAGGAGAUGACCGAGUAUACAAGCAUUGAUUCCUCCACCAAGCUUGUUGUCUUUGGUGUGGUUUUCCAGCUGCUGCGCAGUUCGUCGGCGCGUCAAAAGAUACGCGAGGAGUCGGCCAGAUGUUUGGGAUACUUGGCCAUUGGCGAUGGCGAGCACUUUACCAAACGCAAUCUGGAGAAGUUCCUUACCCUGGCCAAGGUGCAGAAGGAUGCGGCUCUAAAUAUAGCCAUAUCCGAGGCGAUUGUCAACACCCUUUGCGGCUAUGAUGUGAACAAGGGACAGCCGGAUGAGAGGUUCGUCAAUGUCCACUGCAGCGAUGUGGAUUUCGAGCAGUUCCUGAACUCGCUGAUUCGCCUGGUCACCGAACCGAAUCCAAACUCCCGGCAGGCCAUCUCCGUGUGGUUGCUGGCCGUAGUGAAGCACUGCAGCAAGCGGCCCGCCGUGCUGGCCAAGAAGGAGCUGCUGCAGUUUGCCUUCACUGAGCUGCUCUCCGAUGACAGCGAAUUUGUCCAGGACGUGGCCUCCCGUGGCCUGGGACUGGUGUACACCCUCUCCGACUCCAACAGCCAAAGCGACCUGGCCAACUCCCUGCUGGAUCAGCUCAUUGGUGGCAAACGCAAGGUGAACCAGGUCACCGCUGACACGGAAAUCUUUGCCGAAGGCAUGCUUGGUAAGACGCCCACGGGUGGCAAUAUCACCACUUACAAGGAGCUGUGCUCCCUGGCCUCGGAUCUCAACCAGCCGGACAUGAUCUAUCAGUUCAUGCAGCUGGCCAAUCACAAUGCCACCUGGACCAGCAAGCUGGGAGCAGCCUUUGGUUUGAAAACCCUUUCCGCCGAGUCCAGACAGAAGAUGCAGCCGUAUCUGGGCAGGAUUAUACCGCGUCUCUAUCGUUACAAAUACGAUCCCACGCCCAAGAUCCAGAACUCGAUGAUCUCCAUUUGGGACACCAUUGUGAGUGACUCGAAGGAGGUGACGGAGCGUUACUACUGGGAAAUUCUGCGUGAGCUUUUGGACAAUCUCACGUGCAAGGAGUGGCGAGUGAGGAUUGCCUGUUGCCUGGCGGUUCGAGAUCUCCUAAAGCGUUCGAAUGGCUUGAAACUUCGCUCGGAGGAGCUAGUGCGGCGCACACCCGCCUCCGAUGCCAUGGAAGUGGAUGAGGUGCCCGAACCGGAGCUCAAGGAGCUAUGGUUCCAACUCUUCCGUGUGAUGGAUGACAUCCAUGAGGGAACCAGAGUUGCGGCUCAUGGAACUGCUUCAUUCCUUGGCAAGCUCUGCGUCAUUGCUUCCUCCUCGGAUCAUGGCAAAUCCGGCACAGCGGUGGCUACGUCCGUUCUGCCGUAUCUCCUGGAGACUGGAGUGGGUCACAAAGUGGCUGAGAUCCGCACGGUGAGCAUCAAGACAAUUUCCGACAUGAUUGACUCUUCGGGAGCCCUAAUUGCUCCCCAUUUGGUCACCCUGAUUCCCUGCCUGCUGCGAGCCACUGGUGAGUUGGAAAACAGCAAGCUCUCGUACGUGUCCACUCGCUUGGGGGCAGACAAUGAGGCCCAGGAAGCGGUGGAUACACUCCGAGCUGAAGCUGCCAAGUCGCACCACACCAUGGAGACCAUAGGCAAGUGCGUGCGGUACAUCGAUUAUCCUGUGCUAGAGAAGAUGACCCCCGAAAUCUUAGAGCUGAUGCGCUCCAGCGUGAAUCUGGGCACAAAGAUUGGCUGUGCCCACUUUGUCUGCCUGAUCAGCAUCCGGCUGGGCAAGGAGAUGACCCCGGUGGUGGGCAAAUACAUUCGCGCUUGCUUUGUGGGCAUCAAGGAUCGCAAUGCCACGGUGCGCAAGUAUAACGCCAGUGCCAUUGGCCAUCUCCUGGGCCUGGCCAAGGAGCAGUCAAUCAAGAGCCUGUUCGCCAAGCUAGACGAACUGUAUGUGGAGCAGCCGGGAAAUCGUUCCAUCGCCCUAACUAUUCAAUCAAUGAAUAAGCGCCACCAUGAGCUGCUCAAGGACUAUAUGGACAGCAUGCUUCCUCUUAUAUUCUUUGCAAUGCACGAAGAGGCCAGUGAGGAGACCAAGGCCAAUGUGGAGCUGUGGAAGGAUCUGUGGAACGAUGUCAGUCCGGGAGAUGCAGGCAUUCGUCUCAAUCUGAAUGUAAUUAUACCCAAGUUGGAGACUUCUCUCACCGAUGCCAGUUGGUCACGCAAGGCGCAGGCGGCCAAUGCCAUCCAAACUAUAGCUACUCGGUUGAGCAGCUCCCUGGAAGAGCCCGACCGAGUGCGACUCAUCAGGCUUCUCCUAACCGGGCUGCAGGGUCGCACUUUUGAGGGCAAAGAGCGCCUCCUUCAAGCUCUGGCUGGACUCUGCAAGGGUCUAAAUCGCACCCAUGAAAUCUGUCCCACCAUCAUCGAUGCCGCCAUGAGGGAGGCCAGGAAACGAGAGCCUAUCUAUCGCACCAAUGCCUUGGCUUCUUUGGGCAACAUUCUCGACCAGCUUGAAGCAGAUCGCUUUGAGGAGGUGUACAACAUGAGCUGGAAUCUCUUAGAAAAGAAAGAGCUUCGCAAGGAGUCUGACGAUGAGGAUGAGCCCAGCACCAGCCAGGAUCUAACUGCCGAUGAGCGCAACAAGCGCGCUCAGACCCUCAACCGACUGAAGGAGGUGGUAUGGGAGACGCUGGGCAAGUCCUGGCCUCGUCACUCCAUUGAAACCCAGCACCGCUACCAGCUCUUCUUCGCCGAAAACUGCACCAGCAUUCUGGCGGAGAGCACGCGCCCAGUGCAGGUCAGCCUACUGGCAGCCCUUACCAAGUAUAUCGAGCGUCUGCAUGUCUUCGAUGAGUCUGCCCAGUUGCCUGAUCUGUCGCAGAUUAACCAAGAGAAGAAAAUCAAGACAGAGAUCAAGGCCACGCCACAAACCCGCGAGGCCAUUGUGGAGAAGAUCUGCACCGAUGUCCUGGCAGCCGUAGCUUUGGCUGCCGGUGUCCCACACACAGGUCUCAAGAAAGAAGCCCUCAACAUUGUCCUCAUGCUGAUCAAGCGGCAAAGCGGGGCCAAGAACCAGCAGCCUCUGAACCUCAUCAGGCAGAGCUUCGAAUUGAAUCUGGAGAAGUUUCAGCGCGAUUCCGCUCCAGAGAUUCGCUGCCGCAUCAAAGACAUCGAAGAGAAGCUGGGAAAGCUCACUACUGGUAAUUAGAGGACCCUGUGAUGUAAGGAUUAAUCGAUUGUGGGUGGCCAAAGGGGGUAAGUCUGGCAAGAAAACAUCGCAACUCUGGCUGAAAGAAAUUUGUAUUUUUUAAAUGAAAUCAUCUGAGGAACCAUUUAUUAAUUAAACUAAAAACUAUAUUAACUAAA